AGUAACAAUAAAAUAACACCUUUCGUUACAAUGACCACUUAGCUAACGCUCCUUUUCUUCAACAGUUGGUGAUGGUGGUUACGGAGAAGAUGAUUAAAAUCGUGAAUGUGAUUGGGAAAGAACAAGCGCAAAGCAAAGCGUAUUCAUAUGAACGUGAUUGUGAAGUGUGAAUUGUGAAGAGGAAGUUUCUAGAAAGAAAGAGAAGAGAAUGUUUAAGCUUCAUAAGCAUAGGAAUGGGAAAUUAGGUGAUAGAAUUGAGUUCAGAAUUUCGAAUCUAAAGGCGCUUCAGGUACCAAAGGGGUGGGACAAGUUGUUUGUUUCUGUUGUAUCUGUGGAAAAUGGUAAAACACUUGCAAAGACUAGCAAAGUGGCGGUACGUAAUGGAAGUUGUCAGUGGUCUGAUACUUUAUCAGAAUCUAUAUGGGUUUCUAGAGAUAAAUCGUCCAAGGAGACUGAUGAUUGUCUCUUCAAACUUAUUGUUGCAAUGGGAUCAUUAAGAUCUGGCAUCCUGGGAGAGGCCACAAUUAGUAUGACCAGCUAUGUGAACUCAGAUGCUGCAGUUCCACUUUCAAUCCCUCUAAAUAAGUGCAACCAUGGGACAGUUUUGAAUGUAACAAUGCAGUGCCUUACACCAAGAACAAAACCCAGGGGUCAAGAAUCAAGCAAAGAAAAUUCUCAUUUGAAGGCUAUGAAUGAAAAUAAUCAUGAAGUGGCUGUCAAGUCAAAUGGAUCUGAUUCUUCAUAUGUACAGAGUGCUUCAUCUUCCUCUGUUGAUGACGUGGACUCUACCUUAUCGCCAGGAGAAGUUGAGACGAUGGCAACAAGUCUUUCUGGUUCUGUAUCGAAUUACAGCUAUAACUCAGCUGAGGAUUCCACAGGAAGGGGAAAUUUCUCCCCAUGCAUCAGUGACGGGCAGAGUCCAACGGGAAGAAAAGACUCAACCAGUUCCCAGAAAAGUGUAUCCCAUUACGAUUACCCUGUUAAUAACACUUCUCAGUCGAAUCGUUCAUCAUUUAGUUCCCAAAAUACACAAGACAUUGGUGCAUCAUCUUUUAAGACGACCCAUGGUUCUAAUAAUAGUCCUGAAGUUGCAGAAGACACGAGUGAAGAGCUACGGGCAGAAGCAAAGAUGUGGGAAAUGAAUGCCAGAAAGCUAUUAGGGGACUUGGAAAUGUUGAAAACAGAAUUCUCAUAUCAAUCUAAAAAGAUGACAGGCCUGGAAACGGACCUUUCAACAGCAUAUGUAGAACGGGAUAGUUUGAAAAAAGAAGUUGAGCAGUUGACAUUGUCAUCAGGAGAUCCAAUAGUGAGACAAAAAACUUUGGAAGAUUCAAUAUCUCAAAUUGAAUGCAUUCCAGAAAUUGAAAAUUCUCUAAAAGAUGAAUUAAAGUUUCAGAAAGAAUCCAAUGCCAACUUGUCUUUGCAACUAAAGAAGAGCCAAGAUGCAAAUGUGGAGCUUGUUUCUGUUCUCCAGGAGCUGGAAGAAACCAUAGAACAGCAGAAACAUGAUAUAGAAAACCUUUCAUCAUUACCAUCAAAACUCAGCAAUCUGGAAAAAUCUCUCCAGCUAAGUGAAGAAGGAAAUAGGGUCUUUAUGCAACAAAUACAACAGCUGGAGGAAUCAAAGAAAAAUUUGAUGGCUGAGGUGCAAGAACUGGAAGAAGCAUUGGAGGAUAAAAUUCAAGACAUUGAACAAACAAAGAUUCAAAACAACAAAGCACUUUCAGAUAUUGAAAUGGAAUAUGAAAGCAAGUUAUCUGCUAAAGAGAAGGAAAUUUCAAGUUUGAAAGCAAGGCUGUUAGAAUCUGUCCCAGAAACCUGUAAUGCGGAGACUGUGUCAAGAGAUGUACCUGAUGCAGAUAUUUUGAAACAAAUCGAAGAACUGAAAGAGAAAAUUCAAGAACUUGAGAUGGACUGUAAUGAGCUGACAAAUGAAAACCUUGAUCUUUUAUUCAAGCUAAAAGAAGCAAAGGCGUAUUCAAAAGAUGAAGGUGCAUCCAAAAACCUUUUGUCAAACAUGCUCCAUGAUCAAUCUUUUUCUAGCUCUGAUUCUGAAGUAAGCAACAAGGUAUUUCGAAUAUUCCAUUCAGAAGAUAUGCUCCAGGAGGAAAACGGCAAGAAGAUUAGAAAUGAUAGUCAUAUUUCAACUCGAGAGCUUGAGACUUCCAAAUCAACACUAGAAGUCAGAAUCACAGAUCAGAAUAACAAACUGACUAGUAAAACAUCUGAGAUGGAAAACCUUGAGGCUAGCUUAUCAAGUAAAGAAAAUGAGAUGUGGGUUCUUCAGAAGCUCCUGAGUGAGUUGGAUGCCAAGGUGUAUCAUCUUGAACAAGAGAAACUUCAAUUAGAGGAACACAUUGAGGACAGGAUAAAAGAAAGAACACAUAAAAUGAAUCUCCACACAUCAGAUAUAGAACAAGAAAAUGGACAACUAUCAAUGCGGAUUUCUGUUUUAGAAGAACAAGUGAGUGACUUGACAAACGAACAAGAGUCCCUAUUAUCAGAACUAGAGAGCACUAGAAAUCAAGCUGCAUGGCUACAAGAGAAGAUUAUGGAGAAGCAGUCUGAGAUGGAUUCUUCCAUGGAAGAAAAUAAGCAGUUACUAAUUACCAUUGAAAAUGUUGAAGAAGAAUGCAAUUCAUUUGAGAAGAUAAAUGGAUACUUGAGGGAGCAAAAGUUGGAGUUAGAGGAGUAUUGCUCCCUUAUGGGAGAUAGGUUGAGGGAAUCAGGUGAAAGAUUUUCUAAUUGCUGUGGUAGAGUGGGACUCCUAGAAAAUAAAUUUUGUUUAAUGUUGGAAGAUAUUGCAUCAAAAGAGAAGGAUUUAACUUCAGAGCUGCAUGCUAUUUUGGAUGAAAAUAGGAAACAAAUGGAGCAGGGUCAAAGCUUAUUGAAUCAGAUGCAGAUUGAGAAGAUGGUGGAAAUUCAGAACCUUAAACUAGAAAUAGAAAAUCUCAGAUUGAAACUUUCAGCAGCCUAUGAUGAAAAAGAAAGAGUAGCUUCCAAUGCUUCGCUUGAAGUAUCCACACUGCGUGCUGAUAAAGCCAAGCUGGAAUCUGCUUUUGGAGAAGCUCAAUCUAAAUUGAUUUUAUCUAAGACUGAGGUUAAUAAUGUGCAGUCUCAAUACGGACAAAAGUUGAAAGACCUAACAACUGAGCUUGCCAAUUUCAAAAUUAAAAUGGAAAUGCAGGUGGAUGAACAUGAAAAGUUGUCAAAACUAGUGGAAGACUACAAAUCAAAAGAACUGAAGUUCAAAAGCACUAUAAAUGCCCUUGAAUCAAAACUUCUAGUCACUGAAAAUGAAAGACAGCAAUACAUGGAUGAAUCCAGAAAUUUGAAUGUUCGGUUGCAGCAAACAUGUCAAUUUGAGUUGGAGCACUGCAAGAGAACUAGAACAUCCCUUGAAGAAAGGCUUGUGCAGUUGGAGAAUGACUUGAAUGCAAGAGAAACAAAAUGUGUCCAAGAAAAAACUGAGUUACAGAGAAAAGUUCAGGCCCUUGAAGAAGAAUUAAAACUGACUAAGGAACAAAAGCGAAAUCAAGUUUCAAGGUUAAACAGGAAACCUGUUAACGAUGAUCAGAAGGUCUCAAAAAAUUCUAUGGUUAAGAAUACCAAUCAACUUCGCAGUAAUAGGAAAAAGCCGUCUUUAAAGAAUGACAGAGAAGUACUGAAAGAUCAACAGGACCUUCAUUACAGCAGCAAACAUCAGACUGAGGUGGAAAGUGAGCAUGGACUUCUUGAUGUAAGUGUUGAUGUGGUUGAAGUAGAACCAGUAUCAAAGACUCAAUUGCUUGAGACUGAACUAGAAAAAGAACCCAAUGACAUAUAUGAAGUUCAACUCAACAGGUCAUCACCUCAAGGCCGAAACAACCAAGCAAGUGGCCCAGUAAAAUCAAUGGCGGAAGAAGAACUAGUGACUAGAGAGAAGUUUGAACGUACAAAAUCAAUGCUAGAGGAAGAGUUGAGAGAUAUUCAGGAACGAUACUUCCACAUGAGCCUCAAAUAUGCAGAGGUAGAAUCUCAGCGUGAAGAACUUGUAAUGAAGCUCAAAGCGGCUAAGAGCAAAAAAGGAUGGCUCUCAUAGAAUCAUGACCAAUCUAGUUAUCAUUUUUGAUGCUGACAAAUUCAGAUUCCCUGUAAUACGAAUUUGAAGUGUCGCGGAGUUUUCAGUAAUAGGAUGUAUAGCCUUUGAAAGGAAUCAUUGGAUUAGGGAGUAAUAAUGAAACUAUAAGGUUCAUUGUAAAUAUCAGAAAUUUUGAAGUUAGAAUUUAACAUAGAAAGUGAUAUUAUGAUUAU
Vicia villosa (hairy vetch) is the source of this 4293-nucleotide messenger RNA. RefSeq lists its product as uncharacterized. Bases 209 to 4081 code for a protein of 1290 amino acids. The record is from RefSeq and is a predicted model, not a curated record. Lineage: Eukaryota; Viridiplantae; Streptophyta; Magnoliopsida; Fabales; Fabaceae. The transcript is spliced from 9 exons.